This is a messenger RNA of Melitaea cinxia (Glanville fritillary), 1010 nucleotides long. RefSeq lists its product as uncharacterized. The coding region runs from base 194 to 934 and encodes 246 amino acids. The record is from RefSeq and is a predicted model, not a curated record. NCBI's taxonomy places the organism in Eukaryota, Metazoa, Arthropoda, Insecta, Lepidoptera, Nymphalidae. Gene Ontology annotation, molecular function: metal ion binding. The transcript has 2 exons.
UAGUUAUGGAAUUUAAAUAUCAAUAAUGUGAUUGGAAAAAAACUUAUGGUUGUCUUGUUACUAUUAUAGUUUAAUAUAAUAUUUUAUAAAACAUAAAAUAAACCAUAAUUGUUACUGAAGUUAAUGAAUGUUAUUGUGAUAAUAAACGGAUUUUGAUGGAAUUUCAGUUAUACUAAACUCAAAAUAAGUAAAGAUGGUCGUUUGUAAGUUUUUUCAAAACGGAUACUGCCGCUACGGACAAAGUUGUAGAUUUGAACAUAUUUAUGGUACAAAAUAUUCAUAUCGAGCACCUCAAACACAAAAUGAAAGUUCCAGUAAUGUGGCAUCGUCAUUAUUCAGGAGUGCAGUACAAAAUGCUUCAGUACAUAACAACGCAUCAAACAAUUCGACUUUUCAACAAAAUCCUCAGAUGAGGGUAUCUGUUUUCGAUAGAUUAGGACCACCACAAAAUUCUGGAGGUUUUCAGAAUAACCAAGCUAAAUCAAUAUUUGCUCAAGCUAAUCAGAGUGUGUUUGGACAACCUUCACAGCCCAGAAAUGUAUUUCAAACUCGGCCAGAUCAAGCUAAAUCAAUAUUUGCUCAAGCAACUCAAAAUAUAUUUGGCCCUGCUCAAAGCGGAAAUAUUUAUCAGUCUAAAGACACUGCUGCUAGUGUAUUUGCUACUGCAGCUCAAAAUUUGCCGAGAGAUCCAUUUAAUCUACAACAUAGUUCACCAUUUACACAACAAACACAACAAAAUGUUUUCCAUAUAUCUGACAAACAGACAUCAAACCCGUUUGGUGUUCCUAUGAAUUUUGACGAAAACAACAAUGAUGAAGAUGUUUAUAGUAAGGCGGAGGAUUUGUCCAAAAGUGAUCUUGAGGCUUUUGAAAGCUUAGAAUUUAAAUUAGGUUUUAUACCCGAACUUCCUCCUCCUAAGAGUCUUUGUGUGUAAAUAUUUCAUAUAGUUAUUAGUUUUUAAGUGGAUAAAAUUAUGUCAGAUUGUUAGUAAAUGAAAUUGAUUGUUGCAA